Tupaia belangeri chinensis (Chinese tree shrew) is the source of this 1192-nucleotide messenger RNA. RefSeq names its product endothelin 2 (gene EDN2). Bases 53 to 589 code for a protein of 178 amino acids. The transcript is spliced from 5 exons. Gene Ontology annotation, cellular component: extracellular region. NCBI's taxonomy places the organism in Eukaryota, Metazoa, Chordata, Mammalia, Scandentia, Tupaiidae. Gene Ontology annotation, molecular function: endothelin B receptor binding; hormone activity. The record is from RefSeq and is a predicted model, not a curated record. Gene Ontology annotation, biological process: regulation of vasoconstriction; regulation of systemic arterial blood pressure by endothelin; vein smooth muscle contraction.
UGGCUCCAGGAGCUCCCUGCUCAGCCCAGCCGCACACUCCUCGCCUGCCGCUAUGAUCUGCAUGCCCACCGUCUGGUGCUCCGUCGCCCUAGCCCUGCUCCUGGCUCUGCACGAAGGGAAAGGCCAGGCUGCUGCCACCCUGGAGCAACUGGAGCCCUCGCCCCGUGCCCAAGGCGCCCACCUGCGGCUUCGCCGUUGCUCCUGCAGCUCCUGGCUCGACAAGGAGUGCGUCUACUUCUGCCACCUGGAUAUCAUCUGGGUGAACACUCCCGGACAGACAGCUCCGUACGGCCUGGGAAACCCGCCAAGACGCCGGCGCCGCUCCCUGCCAAGGCGCUGUGAGUGCUCCAGUGCCAGGGACCGCGCCUGUGCCACCUUCUGCCAUCAGAGGCCCUGGGUUGAGGGGGAGGCGCUCCCGGGCAGCCAGGCCCCUGCACACCAGUCCCAGACCGACAAGGCGCGGGCCAUCGCUGGAGGACUGCUCCGGAGGCUGAGGAACGUUUCUGCAGCCAAAAUCCACUUUGCUGAGCAGGAGCGGAUGGCGGUGAUGUGGCCCAGACCCACACCCUCCACGCGGAGGAAGAGAUAGUGCUGGACGAAAGUACAGAAGGAAGUCGUGUGGAGACAGGAGGAGACGGCUGCUCUGGGCUCGUGGGAGACCCUCUCCUGCCUCCUGGGUCAGGGCCCAGUCCCAGCCAGCCAGACCCGUUACUGGGAUCAGUGCAAGCUCUGGCUUCCUCGUCCUGGUGAGGGAGCCUCCCUCAUGGCAGCUCUGUGCCCUUGCACUACCCAGGGCCGCCCUCGGCGUCCAGACCGCAGAGCCUGGCUGCUGGCCUGCCGCCCUGCUGAGAAGUGUGUGGACAGUGUGCCACCCUGGUGGCUGCACCCCAAGACGUGUCCUACCUGUUGGGUUACAAACUGGAGUGACUGUGCCAUGUGGACACUCAGCCUGGAGGUUGGACAGGUCACCCCAAGGCCUGGCACCCGGCCAGCCCCCAUCUGCCCUCUCCAGCUCUGCCUCUCCAGAGUCCUCAAACCCUCAUACCCCGGGACACUCCUGGUGAGAAGGGCCUGCCCAGCUGCACUGUCUGUAUAUAACUUAUUUGCUCUGAGGACUUUGACAAGCCCGAUUAUUUAUUUAAUGUAUUUUUUUAAACUCUCAAUUAUAUUUACCUACAAAUGCAUGUUUGUA